GAGAAGUGAGAAAAAUAACGGAAAAAGAAAAUAAAAGAGAGAAAACGUUGGGGGAGUGGGUAUAAAGCUGUUUUGUGUGACCGUAAAAUAAGCAUUUUCUCCUUCUUCGAUCCCAUCGACUCUCUCUCUGCACCUCUGAAUCUCCGUACAAGAAAAGAAAGCAAGAAAGAGGCCUGUUUUUUGAUAAUUAAUUGGAGUGUGAGUAUUAGGCGUCGAUUCGAUAAUUUGAGAUAUGGGGCAGCAAUCUCUGAUCUAUAGCUUCGUGGCUCGAGGCACUGUGAUUCUUGCCGAGUACACAGAGUUCACCGGAAAUUUCACCAGCAUCGCCUCUCAAUGCCUCCAGAAGCUUCCUGCCUCCAACAACAAGUUCACCUACAAUUGCGAUGGCCACACCUUCAAUUACCUCGUCGAAAACGGCUUCACCUACUGUGUAGUUGCAGCUGAAUCUGCAGGUAGGCAAAUUCCCAUUGCCUAUCUAGAGAGAAUCAAGGAUGAUUUCAACAAAAGAUAUGCUGGUGGAAAAGCUGGGACUGCAACAGCCAAUGGACUGAACAGAGAAUUUGGACCAAAGCUGAAGGAGCACAUGAAGUACUGUGUGGAUCAUCCUGAAGAGAUCAACAAGCUUGCAAAAGUGAAGGCUCAGGUUACUGAGGUCAAGGGUGUUAUGAUGGAAAAUAUUGAGAAGGUUCUUGACCGUGGUGAGAAGAUUGAGCUGUUGGUGGAUAAAACUGAUAAUCUCCGCUCUCAGGCCCAAGAUUUCAAGCAACAAGGAACAAAAAUGAGAAGGAAGAUGUGGUUUCAGAAUAUGAAGAUGAAGUUGAUUGUUGUGGGGAUUGUUGUUGCCUUAGGCCUCGUCAUAUUUUUGUCUGCUUGCGGUGGUUUCAAGUGUGUUUCAGAUUAAGUUGCCUCGGAAUGCCCCUGGAUGGUUUACAUGGUGUCAUGCUGCAUUUUAAGUCUUGGUAAUUCGAUUCAUCUGUUUCGGUUGUUUACCAUGGUAGGCAAUACCCGUCCUCUUUUGCUAUGCAUUUUAGGAUGGGAAGAGGUUUUGUAUUUUGAAUUUGGUUGUAUAGCUAUAUUACUUUUCUCUAGGUACUAGAUAAGUCCCCCCUAUGGCCCUAUAUAUGGUUUAUGUAAUGGAUCCUUAGGUUAAGAUGUAAUGGAAGAGAAUACUUUGGAUGACUGUAAAUCAGCAUCUCACUUUGGAAUUCUCUGAAAAUUUAUCCCCUUUGCUUCUUCAA
This is a messenger RNA of Rosa chinensis, 1238 nucleotides long. RefSeq names its product putative vesicle-associated membrane protein 726. The transcript is spliced from 5 exons. NCBI's taxonomy places the organism in Eukaryota, Viridiplantae, Streptophyta, Magnoliopsida, Rosales, Rosaceae. The coding region runs from base 233 to 901 and encodes 222 amino acids. The record is from RefSeq and is a predicted model, not a curated record. Gene Ontology annotation, biological process: vesicle-mediated transport. Gene Ontology annotation, cellular component: membrane.